UGCUCUCUUCCCGGUUUUUUCUUCCCAUUUUUCCUACUUCACUCCUCUCUUUUCACCCUUCACCAUCUUCCAAUUCUCAUACAUUUCCUCACUCCCAAUUUUUUCUUCCUCCUUCUGACCCAAAAAAGAAAAAGAAAAUCAAAUGGGGGGCAAGCUUCAGUUUUUACCUCCAGCCAAAAGAUUCAUGCUAAUGCAACAACAAGAACAACACAUAGAUAAUGCCUCUGUUUCAUUUUCACAACUUCCUGCUAAAAAACGAAAAUUCUCUCCUGAAAAAACAACCUCCUUUUCCGAUAGCACCAAUGUUACUACUCUCUGCUUGCCAGCCAAAAAACGUGUUUGGGCUUUUCACCCAUUUGACCUCAAUGUUGAGUACAACCCAAUUUCUUCUUUUGAUGAUGAGGCCAAAGAAGAAAAAUUACCUAAAGAAACAUUAAUCAGUCAAGCUGACAUCACUCUUCAACAAGAUGACAACGGCGAUGAUGAUAACGAAGACGGAAUUAUCUGUGCUAUUUGUGAGAGCACAGAUGGAGACCCAACAGAUCCAAUAGUUUUAUGUGACGGCUGUGAUUUAAUGGUCCAUACAACUUGCUAUGGCCAUCCUUUUACCAAGGGAAUACCAGAAGGUGAUUGGUUUUGUGCACAAUGUUUGGCCUCAAAAACAGAGAGCCCAAAGCCCAUUACUUGUUAUCUCUGCCCCGAAACAAGUGGAGCCCUAAAACCCACUGUGAAUGAGGGUAAAUGGGCUCAUGUUGUUUGUGCACUUUUUGUUCCUGAAGUUUUCUUUGUCGAUCCAGAAGGUCGUGAAGGAAUUGAUUUCAGUAAAGUGCCAAAAAGAAGAUGGGAGCAAAAGUGUUAUAUUUGUAAAUCCAGAAAUGGUUGUGCUAUUGAUUGUUCUGAGCCGAAAUGUCCUUUGUCUUUUCAUGUGACUUGUGGGUUGAAAAAUGAACUCUGUAUCGAGUACACAGAAGGAAAGAACAAGGGUGCUGUUGUUGCUGGUUUUUGCAGAAGCCACACUGAACUAUGGAAAAAGCAACAACAAACUGGGAAGUUCAAGAUUGUGCCAAGAGAUGAAGUUGACCGAUAAGAUUAUACAUGUAUGAUGAUUAAGCAGAAUUGCAGAUACAGACGAUUGAGAAUCCUACUUUUUAGAAGUGUAUUAGUGGUAGACUAGUAGAGUAGUUGAUAGACAGUAGUAUUCUGUGAUUGUUUAAAUUUGUAAGCAUUUUCUUUUAUAGUUCAUUAAUUGAAGUCUUCCAUUUUGUUUCCAACUUCAUUGUUAAGUAGUACUUAUUAAAUGGCUAAUUCAUACCCGAGAAAAUCUGAAAAGAGACU
Nicotiana tabacum (common tobacco) is the source of this 1335-nucleotide messenger RNA. RefSeq lists its product as uncharacterized. Gene Ontology annotation, biological process: regulation of transcription by RNA polymerase II. The record is from RefSeq and is a predicted model, not a curated record. Lineage: Eukaryota; Viridiplantae; Streptophyta; Magnoliopsida; Solanales; Solanaceae.